UCUCUCUCUCUCUCUCCCCGCGGAUCUGCCUGUAGGAUGAUGUCUCUGGUCAGGGAGUGUGCAUGAGUCGUUUCAGCGGCUUCUCUUUGUCCGGUUUUCACACUAAAAGGUUACUAUUCUUCAUGCUUUGAAAGAUACCAGUUACUUGCAUGCUGUCAACAAGAAACAACAAGAGAGAGAGACUGACCGUCUGCACCGACCGGCCAAUGUUGCUGUAGGAUCAUCUGACUCGAGCUGCAAGGAUAAUCAAGUGUGAGGCUGAGCCAUGGACACAGUCAUUCACUUUAUGAAUGACUCUGCAGAGUUUUACAAAUGGAGCCUUACCAUAGCAGACAAACGUGUGGGGCGAUGGCCCAUGAUGUCAUCCCCGUCGCCCACAUUGGGUAUCAGUGCAUUGUACCUCCUCUUCCUGUGGGCGGGGCCUCGAUACAUGCAGAACCGCGGACCAUUCCAGUUACGAAAAACCCUCAUCAUCUACAAUUUCAGCAUGGUGCUCCUAAACUUCUACAUCUGCAAAGAGCUGCUGUUGGGUUCCAGAGCAGCUGGGUACAGCUACCUCUGCCAACCUGUGAACUAUUCCAAUGAUGUCAAUGAAGUCAGGAUAGCAUCAGCGCUGUGGUGGUACUACAUCUCCAAGGGGGUGGAGUUUCUGGACACAGUGUUCUUCAUCAUGAGGAAGAAGUUUAACCAGGUCAGCUUCCUGCACGUCUACCACCACUGCACCAUGUUCAUCCUGUGGUGGAUCGGCAUCAAGUGGGUCCCUGGCGGCCAGUCGUUCUUCGGAGCAACCAUAAACUCUGGUAUCCAUGUGCUGAUGUAUGCUUACUAUGGCCUGGCUGCCUUCGGACCCCACAUGCAGAAAUACCUGUGGUGGAAAAAGUACCUGACCAUCAUUCAGAUGAUCCAGUUCCAUGUGACCAUCGGCCACGCUGCCCACUCUCUCUACACGGGCUGCCCGUUCCCUGCCUGGAUGCAGUGGGCACUUAUCGCAUAUGCUGUCACCUUCAUCAUCCUCUUCGCCAAUUUCUAUUACCAGACCUACCGGCAGCAGCCACGGCACAAAACGGGCAAGAGCGUUGCCAACGGUCUUGCCUCAGAAACCAACGGCUCCACCAAGGCCGCCGAGCACACGGAGAACGGCAAGAAGCACAAGAAAGGGAAAAAGAGAGAUUAAGAAGCAGAGAGGAAGAUGAGGAGACGGAGAAGAGGAGAACGUGCUUGGAGAGUUAUCGUCUUUUGGGGACCACUGGGUUGUGAAGGGGACUUAGAUGGUUGAUUGUUGAUUGGAUAGGUCUUGUUUGCACUGAAAAAAAAAGUGAUACGUCGAAUUUAUUUGAAUUUAUUUCCACAGGAAAAAUGCCCAAACAUAUGACACCUUCACAGUUACUGCCAACUCAAAUAAAUUCAACAUACUUUUUUCAGAGUGUAAACUCAACAGCUAGGGGACACAGAGGCCGACUCUAGGGGUCUAUGUGUUGGAGGAAGGGUUGCGCUCAGGUGUUGCUGGAAGGUGAUUUCACACGGCAUCUCCAGCGGCUUCCAUUACCCAUUACGACUGAACACUUUGUAGUUUCCUUGUUGACAUCACUGUUUUAUUUUUCAGAUAUUCAUGUUGUAACAGCUUCUGUGGGUCCAUCUGUCUGUCCCGUUGAACAACGGCAGUCAGCAGUGUUAUUAAAAACAGGGGUUUGGGUUUGGUUAGUUUUGUGGGUUAUUUUAAGGAAAGGCGAGGGAGGGUGGCGGGGGUGGUGUUGUUGGUUUUGUGAAUGGUGUUUUUUUUGUUGUUGUGCUUGUUGUAAAGAGUGAGGUAGGUUUCGAUAUAAGAGUGUCUUGACACAGUUAGAAUACUGCAGAGGAGAACGCCUGCCUGGAUCCGCUUCAGCAGUUAAAGAAGAGAUUUGGUGAAAAAUAAAUGAACACAGGCCUCCUACCCCAAUUGUAGUCAGUGAGACAAGUAAGAAGGUUUAGAAGAGUCUAAAAGUGUCUAAAAGUCCAGUAUGUUUUUUUCAAACCGUGUUACCAGCAUGACCAAUGUAGCUAAGAAGCAUGACCAACACAGCCAACUGAAAUGCACUACACUCACUACAAGUUUGCCCAAGGUGUUUGUCUCUGUCUUCCAGCACACUGGAUCUGAAAUUGAAGGAUGACCGACCAUAUCAUUAAAAAGAUUCCCAAGGUAAAGUGAAUAAAUACCGCACAGCGGUAUAUUGGUGCAUUUUUAUGGCCACUAGUUAAAGUCUUAGAACAAGUCGCAGUCAGAGUUUAAUUUUAAAUCUAAUGUGCUGGACUACAUGGAUAACACAACACAAGGGCACCUCAAGGCUGGAUGUACAGUCCUGUUUCAUGUGUUGCUAUGACAUGAAUGCAUAUCAUGACCCCACAGGGGAGUUAUGAAUUUAACAAACACAUAUACACACACACAUACACGCAAACAAUAACCAACCAUUAUGUCUUUAAAGGCAAAUUAAUGGUCUGCUUUAACGUUUAUCUGUGUAAGAAAAUUUAUGUUGGUUCAGUCAACACAAUAGUCUUAACCCAAAAUGAAUGUCUUGAUUUAUGUGAGAUGAUCCAGGAUUUUUAAUUGCUUUAUUUUGAGCUUAUUGGUUUAUUUUCGACUGAAUUAGCUGACUACUUGGUAAUGCAUUUGGCUGUGAUUUCCUCAGACUCAGCCAGUCUGGUUUUACAGUGUUCGGACAGUGUUCUCUACUUUGCCAUGUCAGUUUUCUCAGAUUUUCGUUUAACCUGUUAUACUGUGUGACAUUUUCUCUCAUUCAUCACUUUUAUAAAGACAUUACCCCAAUUCCGCUCAAAGAAAGCUGUGUCUAGCAUGUUAGCUUAGCUUAGCUUAGCUUAGCGAGCCAAAUGAAACGACAAAGUUACCAUAAACAGUAAGUACCAUUUUCUGACUAUUUCCACAGAUUAUUUUUGCAAUCGAUUAUUUACUUUGGUGCGUGUUUGCUCAUGGGUUCAUUUAGGAAUUAAAAAAACAGAUAAAGAGUGAAAAUGGCUAAAUGUGUUAGCUAACAAAGCUUUUUUUAAAAAAAAGCAACCUGUCUCUGGUACUGCUGGAAACAAUUACUGCCUGCUGAACUGAACAGAAUAAAUGGAAAGCCAGUGA
Astyanax mexicanus (Mexican tetra) is the source of this 3118-nucleotide messenger RNA. It is a transcript of the gene elovl4b, whose product is annotated as ELOVL fatty acid elongase 4b. The record is from RefSeq and is a predicted model, not a curated record. Gene Ontology annotation, cellular component: endoplasmic reticulum; endoplasmic reticulum membrane. NCBI's taxonomy places the organism in Eukaryota, Metazoa, Chordata, Actinopteri, Characiformes, Acestrorhamphidae. The transcript has 7 exons. The coding region runs from base 266 to 1174 and encodes 302 amino acids. Gene Ontology annotation, molecular function: fatty acid elongase activity. Gene Ontology annotation, biological process: fatty acid elongation, monounsaturated fatty acid; fatty acid elongation, saturated fatty acid; fatty acid elongation, polyunsaturated fatty acid.